AUGAUUCCCCAAGCCUUACGCAAAGGCCAUGGAUUUAUUGCCAUAGUCAUUGUAUUUUUUCUCAUAGUGACGGUAUCCAUACGAAAAUAUGACCUGUUGCCUUACGAAGGUUACUUUGACCAAUAUCCAGCAGACACAGCCUCGGGUCCGGAUCUGACGAAAAGCGCACCUUUGCCUCGCAAAAUAUGGCAAAUCUUUUCGACCCCAGCGGAUGCUAAAGAAAAGCCCCCAAACUCAAUCGAUCCUAAGGCGCUCGGCGAUACAACCUCUUGGAUAGGACUGAACCCAGGGUAUCAAUACAAGCUUCUCGGCGCCGGGACUACUUCCUCCGAUGACUUCGUGAUCAAGCACUUCUCCCACGACAAGUCAAUCAUGGAUACUUACUUCUCUUUGCGAAGUCCGGGACUGAAGACAGAUCUGCUGCGUUACCUCAUUCUUUGGAUUGAGGGCGGGGUGUAUGCAGACCUGGAUACAUGGGCAAUAAAGCCGAUCGACUCCUGGGUGCCAGAACAUGUGAAAGCUGGAGGCAGCGUUCGAGCGGUCGUCGGGCUCGAGUGGGACCAACUGGAUAACGAGCCUUGGCCUGGCUUUGGAGACGAGCCUUCAUACAUGACACAUGUUGUUCAGUUCUGUCAAUGGACUCUCGCGGCGGCACCUGGGCAUCCCCUAUUCGAGAAUGCAAUUAAAACAUCGGUGAAGAGGAUCGCGGACCUAUCAGCUGCAAAGAAGGUAUCAAUAUCGGAUCUUGACCCUAUUGGAUAUGGCCGUCUGCCUGGACAGAUGUUGUGUUCGAGCAGCUGCAGAAGGGAGAUCCCAAGCUCCGGAGCCUGA
Diaporthe amygdali is the source of this 831-nucleotide messenger RNA. RefSeq names its product mannosyltransferase. NCBI's taxonomy places the organism in Eukaryota, Fungi, Ascomycota, Sordariomycetes, Diaporthales, Diaporthaceae. Bases 1 to 831 code for a protein of 276 amino acids. Gene Ontology annotation, biological process: protein N-linked glycosylation. Gene Ontology annotation, cellular component: mannan polymerase complex. The transcript is spliced from 3 exons. The record is from RefSeq and is a predicted model, not a curated record. Gene Ontology annotation, molecular function: alpha-1,6-mannosyltransferase activity.